This is a messenger RNA of Anthonomus grandis grandis, 2595 nucleotides long. RefSeq lists its product as uncharacterized. Gene Ontology annotation, biological process: DNA integration; DNA recombination. Bases 1490 to 2407 code for a protein of 305 amino acids. Gene Ontology annotation, molecular function: DNA binding. NCBI's taxonomy places the organism in Eukaryota, Metazoa, Arthropoda, Insecta, Coleoptera, Curculionidae. The transcript is spliced from 2 exons. The record is from RefSeq and is a predicted model, not a curated record.
UCUAUUUUUUCGCACAACAGUAAAUAAUGUGGGUACUAUUGAAUCUAAUCAAACCUAUAAAAACAAAUGCGCCUUCUAUUUUCAAAGAAAUUACAUAAACUUUUACAUAAAAAUAUCUUCAUUAGUAAGCAAAAUAGUCGCAUGAGAAAUCCGAGAAUUGUUUAUAUUCGAAAUAAGAUAAGCAGGCGAGUAUGAAUUCCUUUCUGGUAUACCGUAUGGAAAUGUUUCAUUUUAUAGGUAAUACCGAUUGAAAUAUUUUACAUGUAAAUAAAUAAUUGUUUUAUUAGAACGAUUUAGUUUUAAGUUGGUUUUUCCUUUACUGGGCCAACUGACAUAAGUUGUUUUUCCCUUUUUAUUUUUUUGGGGCAACUUUGACUGAUUGGUAGUGUUUUUAGUUGGUUGUUUUCUCACGUUUGUGAGCAACCAGAAAUACCUACAAAUUAAUAAGAAAAAUUAAUAGUUGUUUUGCUAAUUGCCAACUAUUAAAAUAUAUGGAUACUUACGCAGGAUAGAAUUCAGAAUAUAAUAUCGUUUCAGAUGAAUAUUCUGAUUCCACAGAUUCAGGGUCAGAGUCGGAUCAUUCUCCCGGGAAUGAUGACGAGCCUCAGGAAAGGGUAGAAAAGGAUUUAACCCUAAGCGUAAUUUUGGGAGAGGACCCAAAAAUUAUUGGGGAGAAAGGCCCUCCGUUAUGCGAAGCUUUAGUAAAUCGAUGGUCAAGCUACCUUAGCGAGGGACUAGAAAAGGAUAUCAGAGAGGCGCUUACUGAAAAAUAUAAAACGCCUGAUAACGGCCAGUUUCUAGAAGCUCCGAAAUUAAACCCCGAGAUUGAGAUAUCUCCGUCUCCAGCUCAAAUUAAAAGGGACCAGUUUUCCAUGAGCAUUCAAAACAAGCUAGGAAGAGCUCUGGUAGCACAAGGUUCUGUUUUAAAUAUUAUUUUAUCAAAAGACGCAGCUCCGCAUACGAUUGACGAUAAUACAAAAACAGAUUAAACAGAUAAUACUUCACAAAUUGAUUUGUGAAGCACAUUACCUCAUAUCCUACCACCGGAAACAUGAACUAUAUCCCUUUUUAAACGCCGAUGUUCAGAAGGUAGCUAUGAAAUCCCAGAUUGACUCAUUACUAUUUGGGGAGAACUUCCAAGAAAAAUAUAAAGCUGCAAAAGAGGUUAAGAGAACGGCUUUAGAUUUAAAAGCGGGUCCUUCAGGGAAUAAGCAAGAAAAGAAGAAUCGUUUAAACUACAAGCGCCAAAGCAACAGACCCAGGUUCAAGACAGAGACAGGAGGAAGAGGGCGAGACAACCAGAGUGGCAGACGGAGAAGCAGCCACAGUGGACUCGGGGCAAGCAGUCCAACCAAAAGCAGCGUUGGUCGGGGAAAUACCACAACUAGAGGGAGAGCCAUCCGAUUUGGGAACGUCUUACCCUGGUUGCAGGGAGGCUAUCAGGGAAUCCUAUACGAAGAGAGGCCUACCAGAAGACUGCAUAUCCACCAUGUUAGCUUCGAUAAGUAACAGCACAAUUAAACAAUAUAACGUGUCUCUUAGAAAGUGGUGGAUAUUCUGCGAAAAAAAAAAUAACAUAAAUGUUUUUCAAUCAGACAGUAAGCAAGUAGUUAAGUGUUUAGGUAUGUGUCAAUAUGAAGGGGCGUCUUACAAUUCAUUAAAUGCUCAUUUGUCAGCCAUUAAACUUAUUACAGAUAUAACGGGAAAUUUAGAAAUUUUUAAACGAUUCUUAAAAGGUGCUUUUAGGAUUAAACCUUGUUUCCCCAAAUAUCAAGAAACAUGGGAUCCGGAAAAGGUUUUGAAUUAUUUGUCCAAACUUUAUCCCUUAGAAAAUAUUUCAUUUGAUAUGCUUUCGAUUAAACUAGUUACACUCUUAGCUCUCACGUCUGCCCAUAGAAUGCAAACCCUAUCUAAAAUACAGUUAAACAAUAUAUAUACGUAUGAAGAUAGAAUAGAAAUUGUUAUCACAGAUGUAAUAAAGACCUCUUAUCACAAUAAAAGUCAACCGAUUUUAAAAUUUCCCAUAUUUAGAGAAAAACCGGAACUUUGUGUGGCAACAACUUUAUGUUUUUAUAUUAAUGCCACCCGACCAAAACGAUGUGAUAAAAAUAAUAAUUAUUUAUUGUUAACACAUAAAAAGCCAUACCGGGUAGCAUCCACACAAACUUUAUCUAGGUGGAUAAAAAAGGCGUUAGAACGUAGCGGCAUAGAUGUUAAUAAAUUUAAGGGCUAUAGUACCAGACAUUCAGCGGUUUCAGCCGCCAGUAGACAGGGUGUCAAUAUAGAGACUAUAAGAAGUGCUGCAGGAUGGACAGCAAAAUCAAAUAUGUUCGUUAGAUUUUACGAUAGACCUAUAUUAGAUAAGUGCGUGUUUGCAAAAUCCAUUUUGGGUAUGGAAAUAAAUUAGGUCCUCGUUAAAGUUAGUAGAUAAGAUGCUUAAGUAAGAAUUUAAUUAUUAAUUAUAUAUAUAAAUGAUUAUUUAUGUAUGAGUGUUCUGAUUAAAUAUGUACCUACCUUUAUGGAUAUAUAUAUAUAUAUAUAUUUUUUUUUUUUUUGAAGAUAUAUAAAUAUUCAAUGGAAUUUUUUUGAAUUAGA